This is a messenger RNA of Macroventuria anomochaeta, 492 nucleotides long. RefSeq lists its product as uncharacterized. Lineage: Eukaryota; Fungi; Ascomycota; Dothideomycetes; Pleosporales; Didymellaceae. The record is from RefSeq and is a predicted model, not a curated record. The transcript has 3 exons. Bases 1 to 492 code for a protein of 163 amino acids.
AUGAAGCUCUCCAUCCUCUCUUUCGCCGCCUUCGCAGGUUUGACAAUUGCCUCUCCAGUAGCACUCGAUGCUCACACCGACCGUGGCUCCUACACCGUGAGCGGACUCGGCAGCCGCAAGCAAGCCGUCCUCAAUGCUGGAGGAAGCACUCUGGAUCUCGCCAUCGCCAUGUUGGAAACUGACAAUAUGAGUACUAACUACGUCUACGGCGAUGGCAAGGCCCAAGAUGCGGCCAAUUUUGGCAUCUUCAAGCAGAACUGGGGUAUGUUGCGCGUCUGCGCAAGCCGAGUUGGUUUCAAAGGACAGAGCCAGGCGAACUGGAAUGAUGGUGCGAAGCUCAACUCGGAUCUCUACGCCGAUGUUGUAGCCAGAUGGGAUUGCCAGAACUACUACGGCUACGACAAAUGGUUUGCUGGCCAUCGCAAUGGAGCUUCUGGCCUGGCGAACCCGGAUAUUGCAGACAUCAACACCUACAAGUCUGUUGUGCAGUAG